CCACACGAUUCCUCCAUAUUUGCCAUUCCUAAGGCCCAACUUCCAGAACCUGCGCAGUACAUGCCUACUUACAACGAAUCUCAGCGCACUGUCAGAAGGCAAACACGCACAUCAGUGAUAUUUAGACUCAAACAGUUCGCAGCGAAAUCUGUAACCCGCAUUUUUCCAACCCGCAUGAACCACGCUCGACACAAGCACCAGUAGUGAAUCCCAAAUUCAAAUCCACGAUCUCGAGCGCGAUCCCUGCGACAGGCAGUAGUAGCGAAUCUAGAAGUAGUCUGAAGCCCUGAACGACAGCAAUGGCGUCUCCAGCUCCACAGGCACUCCGCCAACAGCAACCCUCACAACGGUCAACCACCCAAACACAAACCACGACAGCCCAACAGACACAGACCCAGACACAAGCCAUCCUCCGUCUACGCGGCGCGCACCCGCCAACAGGGCGGUCAGUUCAGUGGCGGUCAGACGUGGUGGACAAUGAAGGGCUCGGCAGGAAGAAAUCCAAGGUAUGCUGCAUCUACCACCGACCUCGGGGCGUAGACGAGUCAAGCGACGAGUCCUCGUCCUCGUCAGAUUCGAGCUCCGAUUCCGACUCGGACUCGGGCGCAAGAAAGGGUGACGCGGAUAGGCAGGGGAAGGGGGAUGAUAAACACAGGCAUAGGCAUGGGCAUGGGCAUGACUGCGACGGACAUCAUCAUGAUCAUGAUCCUUCUCGCGGGAGGGAAAACGGAGGAGGGAGGAGUGACGAGGGCGCCAGCAAGAGGAGGAGACGGCCGAGUCCGAAUGCGUACGAGAAGAUGCCGAAGUACAAUAAGGACAAGGACAAACCUCGUGAAGACGGGGACGGAAAGGGGAAGGGGAAAGAAGGGCCGCAGGGAGCGUAGACAGGGUUUCGGAACGGCGAAUUGGGCGGAUUAGGACUUGGACAGGCGACAGGUCUCUAUACGACUGAUGAUCAUAUACCCGAGGUCUGUGAUAUGCGUUAGGCAAACCGCCAUGAUACCUUGCCAUUGACCAUUACCAUUAGAAAGUCAAAUAGUUUGACUGGAAUUGAGGGCACUGUUGAGGACGGAC
Molecule: messenger RNA, 1074 nt
Organism: Canariomyces notabilis
Lineage: Eukaryota; Fungi; Ascomycota; Sordariomycetes; Sordariales; Chaetomiaceae
Exons: 2
Coding region: 300-884 (194 amino acids)
Cellular component (GO): nucleus
Molecular function (GO): protein phosphatase 1 binding; protein serine/threonine phosphatase inhibitor activity
Source: RefSeq, a predicted model, not a curated record